CUUGUUUUUCUGCACUCUUUUUCUCCUCCCUAUGACACAGACACAUUGCCGAUUUGCUCUUCAUUUUACACUCUAAACCUCUAAAACCCCAAAACCUUGGUCCCUUCGUGAUGUCUCAAACUGCAACAACAAUGGGUGAGCGUGUUCCAAACGAUGUCGUGGAAGACAUCCUGGGUCAGCUACCAGUGAAAUCCUUAACCAGAUUCAGGUGCGUUUCGAGAUCUUGUGACUCCAUCAUCACUGACCCCACUUUCAUUAGCAAACACUUCAAGCUCAACCUUAACCAAUCCGAAUCGUUAGUAUCCACAAACACUCACACUGGGUAUUUGCUAUAUACUACAGAGGAUAAGAACAGUUCACCAUCUUCCAAACAUCUAUGUACGGUUGUUUGCAAUAGUGACAGCACAUUGACCCAGAUUUCAAGGUUUGAAAUCCCCUCACUUUUUGAGAAAUAUAGUAUAGUUGGUUUCUGUAAUGGCUUGUUCUGUCUAGCUAGUAGCGACAAUGAUCUUAAUCACAUUAUAUAUUUGUGGAACCCAAGUAUUAGAAUGUUUAAGAAGCUUCUAGCUACUCCCUUUACUGACAAGGAUAAUAAGAAACAUAAGAGUUCUGUUGUUGGACUUGCUUAUAAUUCUGAGAACAAUGACUUCAAGAUUCUGAGACUUCUGUCUGUUCUUUUGGGACCAGAGGCCAAGGCCGAGGUCGAGAUUUACAGUUUGAGUACAGAUUCCUGGAGAAAGGUUGUAAUAUCGUUGGAAUCCUUAAGUGGGUAUGAACCCAACUUUGGAGGAAUUUUUGACAUUGAUCUACCCUGUAUAUUUUUGAAUGGAGCUUUGCACACUGUAGCAUGGACUUGCCGCCGCCCUAUCAUUCUGUCCUUUGAUGUCAAUGAUGAGUGCUUCCGUGAGAUAAUGUUGACUCCUAAUCAUUUGAGAGCUUCCGUGGUUACGCAUUUCGCUCAGCAUGCAUUGUUUAAGAGAUCCCUAGCUCUUUUCACUUUUACUCAUAGUCAUGCGGGUGUCUUAUGCCACAUAUGGGUUAUGGAGGAGUAUGGUGUGGCUGAGUCUUGGACUAGAAAAUAUUCGGUACCAAUGAUUUGGGUUAGUGUUGGUAAUUUCUAUGGCUGCACUGAUAAUGGUGAACUUUUGAUUAAGAAUGCUACUGGGCUGGUUUCAAUUGACCCUGAGAGUCGAAAGCAGAACAUUCUUGCAAUUGAAGAUGCUGAUUGGGUGGGUUUCAUGGCUAAUUCAAUGGAGAGCUUGAUUUUACUCGAUGGUGUGCCACAGAGUAGAGCAAGGCAGAUGGUUUAAGCACCUGCAAAACAAGUAGAAUAAAUCUUAUUGAUCUGGCUAGUUCAGAGCCACAAAAGUUAACUGGUGCAGCAGGGCCUCGUUUAAAGCAAGCUGGGAAUAUUAGUAGAUCAUUUUCACAGCUUGGGUAUGGUGAAACAUAUCUUCUUUAAUGUCCUUAAGGUGAAGGUGCAUUUUUGUUAUGGAUUACCAAUCAGUCAGUCAAUAUUGCUGUGUGUACAAAUCUGCCAAAAAUAUAUAUGGUCAAUUAGGUUUAAUAUGGCUAGCACAUAUUUGAGUUCUCAAUUUGAUGUCAUCAUGAUUGAUCCAUCCAUCUUCAAAAUUAUUUGAGUAAUCCUAUUGAUUCAGAAUGGGUGGGUUGAUUUC
Quercus robur (English oak) is the source of this 1676-nucleotide messenger RNA. Its product is annotated as F-box/kelch-repeat protein At3g23880-like. Lineage: Eukaryota; Viridiplantae; Streptophyta; Magnoliopsida; Fagales; Fagaceae. Gene Ontology annotation, molecular function: protein binding. The record is from RefSeq and is a predicted model, not a curated record. The transcript is spliced from 3 exons. The coding region runs from base 111 to 1310 and encodes 399 amino acids.